Hydatigera taeniaeformis is the source of this 972-nucleotide messenger RNA. NCBI's taxonomy places the organism in Eukaryota, Metazoa, Platyhelminthes, Cestoda, Cyclophyllidea, Taeniidae. The record is from the annotation of a GenBank genome assembly.
CUAACCAAUUGUAAUAUCUCUUUUGCAGAUGGCAUUGACUUAUCUGUAAAUAAAUCGGUUAAAUCAGAUAAGUCUGGCCUAGCCCAUCAGGAGGAGUCCUUUUGGAGCAUUUUAGGCCGUCUACCCAAUGUGCAACCAGCAUCUCCCUCACAAAAAACUAAUUUGGAUUCCCUUAACAAAAGAAAUACCUCGAUCCACAGCACACUUCUAGCGGCAACCACGAUAAAUAAAGCGGGCCAAAAACGCCGUAAGUCUGGAUUUCAGGCUGGAAUCACAGUCGGCUACACCUAUGAUGCCUUCUUUGUAUCUGAUGGUCGAUCGAGAAAACGCAAAUGUGCGGAGCCUAGUGAAGGCAUCACGGUACCUUCUUCUUCCUCUUCCGAGUCCUCUGAAUGUGCUUCCAGAGUUUCAACACCAUUGCAGACAUCUCUGCCACCUCGUUUUACCUGCAGCGAAUGUGGUAAGCACUAUGCAACCUCCUCCAAUCUCAGUCGGCACAAACAGACGCACAGGAGCUUGGACAGUCAAUUAGCAAAAAAGUGUCCCCAUUGUGGUAAACUUUAUGUCUCAAUGCCAGCGCUUUCCAUGCACAUACUGACCCAUAACCUAAAACACCAGUGUGAUAUUUGCGGGAAGGCCUUUAGUCGGCCCUGGCUCUUACAAGGACAUCGGCGCGCCCACACAGGUGAGAAGCCAUACGGCUGUGCUCAUUGUGGGCGAGCCUUUGCAGAUCGUUCUAAUCUUCGGGCUCAUAUGCAAACUCACUCCGCUCUUCGACUCCAUGAAUGCACACACUGUAAGAAACAGUUCGCUUUGAGGGCCUACCUAAACAAGCAUUUGGAAACGUGUGGGCGAAAUACCGUCUCGGUCUCCUCUUCCUCCUCCGUAACUAAUACAUCCGAGCAGAGAACUUCUGCUGAACAGAAACCUAUUUUGCCGUUAAGUAUAGCAGCAUUGGUUGGAGACUGUUAG